AUGAUGCAGUCAUAUGACUACGAUUCGGACGAGUCCCAGGCGAUGUCCGACGAGCAAGGCGCCUCCUCGUCGACUAAUUGUACGUUUCCGCGUUCGAGUCCAUCAUCCUCAAUUCUUUUCAAUCCGCAUCCGCACGUUGUAAAAAUCAUCAAAACAAAUACGGGUUUCGGAUUCAACGUAAAAGGCCAAGUUAGUGAAGGCGGACAACUGCGAAGCCUCAAUGGAAAACUCUAUGCGCCGCUUCAGCACGUAAGCGCCGUAUUGCACAAAGGAGCCGCCGAUGUAGCCGGCUUGAGAAAAGGCGAUCGGAUACUUGAAGUGAAUGGGACAAGUGUCGAAGGGUCAACUCAUCGAAAAGUUGUGGAUCUGAUAAAAAGCGGUGGAGACACACUGACGAUGAUUGUGAUAUCUGUGAAUGAUGCUGAUGCCGAUAGAUACGACUACUGUGAAGAGAGCUCAAUAACCUAUGCGAAUGAUUACUCGGAAAGUCGAUCUUUGCCGAUUUCUGUUCCUUCUUACAACACUAUAAAUGACGGCAUUGAGCGAUUUGUGGUAUUCAACAUUCACAUGGCCGGCCGACAUUUGGGUUCGAGACGUUAUUCGGAGUUUGUUGAGCUUCAUAAUAUGCUCAAAAAGCAUUUCUAUGAUUUUUGUUUUCCGCCGCUACCUGGAAAAUGGCCUUUUAAACUUAGCGAUCAACAAUUGGAUGCGAGAAGAAGAGGAUUGGAGCAGUAUUUGGAGAAAAUCUGCUCGGUUCGUGUCAUCGCUGAAUCCGAUAUUGUUCAGCAUUUUUUGAUGGAUUGCGAUCCGAUGUGCGAAGUCGAAAUUCGCGCUUUGUUUCCCGAUGGGGUGCCAAUGUCGAUUCGGACGAGACGUAGCGUAUCAGCAUCGCUUUUCUUCUCGCUGAUUCAGCGAAAAUUGCAAAUGUCACGAGAGGUUUCAUCGGCAAUCGCGAUAUUCGAAGUACUCGACACCUCAUUUGAGCGAAAAGUAAUGGACAGCGAGAGUGUUCACGACAUCUACACUCACAACUAUUCGUCGGCAUCUUCAUCGUGUCUUGUCCUUCGCAAAUUCAUUUUCGACACCGAGCGCGAACGAGCACUUUGUCGUCGCGAUGUUCACUUCAAACAUUUUUGCUAUCGUCAAGCUCUAGCCGAUAUCAAACAUGGCAAAGUUGUCUCGAAUAAGAAGAAUUAUCAAUUAAAAGCACUUCAAAACGAGGAAAAUAUGGAUCAACUUCUGGAAGUUGCACGAGCGAUGGAAGGUUAUAAUCAAGUGACAUUUCCGCCAGCAAUUUUCGCGCACCGCAAUCGUCGCGAGACCGUUGAAACAAGUCUGCUCAUCGAUUGGGCGCGAGUCGUCGAUUUUCGGGUUUGCGAAGACGGCGCAUCGUUUUCAUUUGAUUACGAGAAAGACGUCGAAACCCGAAAACUUAAAACGAUUUAUCUUGAGACACCAUUUGCGGAAUAUAUGGCCGAAUGUUUUGCCGAGGUUCAAUUUGAGUAUCAGAUGAUGAAAUAUCAAGUCGAGACUCAACCACUACCAUAUGCGACAAUUGUCUUGCAUUGUUUCAAAUAUCCCGCCAAGGGGGUUUUGGGUUUGUUAAUUGGCAAUAAGAAGGAUUCGAUGAUCACGGUAACUGGGUGUGUUCCAAUUUGCCAUGAAUCGACUCCUCUUGCGCCAUCGCUGGAACUUGCAACCACAAUUGUUCAUGCGAAGCAUGGAAAUUCGCUUGUGGGAGUUUAUUUUUCGAAUCCUGGAUGUCGCGAUCCAUCGCUGAAUCCGUAUGCGACCCGAUUGGCGGAUCGCAUUUCAGUUGUCACAAAUUCUCCUGCAAUUCUUAUCGAAGUCAUGAAUGAGCGACUCGCUUCGGAAUGCUAUGAAGAUCGUUUAAUUCCUUUUGAAAAAGAUGGCGACACCUGGAAGCCAGCGAAAAACAUUUUUAAUGGAUCGAAUAUUCUCGAAGGACUGCAGGCGGUAAUAAAUGCAAAGCUUUAUCGAGACCUUAUCGACUUCGAAAACCAUUUGGAUAAUCCGGAGAACGAUUUCUACAAUACGAUUUUGGGAAAGAAAAUCUUGCAAGUCUCCGAAUUCAGAGCUUAA
Molecule: messenger RNA, 2103 nt
Organism: Caenorhabditis bovis
Lineage: Eukaryota; Metazoa; Nematoda; Chromadorea; Rhabditida; Rhabditidae
Source: the annotation of a GenBank genome assembly